GGAGCAAAUCCACGGCAGACCAAGACGACGGAGCUCAUUUGAGUCAGAGGAGAGUGGCCACGAACCAUACGAUGAUAUUGAACCUGAUAUGUUGAUCGGCCGAGACACUCGCGAUGUUGGAAUAACUGUUGUUGGCGCUUUGCUUUGGCCAGCAAUAGGUAGUAUGAUUGGCAGUUGCCUUUAUCACAUGAAGGUAGUGCGUCGAAUAUUCCCUGAACCUUUUCAUCGAAAUGUACUUGGAGGCUGCCUCUUUGUUAUUGCUAAGGAUAUUGCAAAUCUGAUGUACCGAUAUGAAAAAGUGCGACAAAAGCAAUCGCGACGAAUCCAAGAAUAUCGAUAGAACGAGUUACAGUUAUUUUCUAUUGACAUUGUUUGAUAUUUUCAAGUUGGAUCCUCUGUAAGAUAAUUAAACUGUA
Molecule: messenger RNA, 416 nt
Organism: Umbelopsis ramanniana AG
Lineage: Eukaryota; Fungi; Mucoromycota; Umbelopsidomycetes; Umbelopsidales; Umbelopsidaceae
Exons: 3
Coding region: 89-340 (83 amino acids)
Source: RefSeq, a predicted model, not a curated record